Ceraceosorus bombacis is the source of this 1357-nucleotide messenger RNA. The record is from the annotation of a GenBank genome assembly. NCBI's taxonomy places the organism in Eukaryota, Fungi, Basidiomycota, Exobasidiomycetes, Ceraceosorales, Ceraceosoraceae.
AUGGCCUCAUCAAACAACGGCAGCAAGCCUCCCACUGCGGUCUUGUUGAUGAACAUGGGUGGUCCAUCGACACUGGACGAAGUGGGCGACUUUUUGUCCCGCCUAUUCCACGAUCGUGAACUUAUCCAACUUCCCUUUCAAUCGAGAUUGGCGCCGCUCAUCGCAGCUCGCAGGACGCCCAAGAUUAAGGAUCAAUAUGCAAAGAUUGGUGGAGGGUCUCCCAUCUUGAGAUGGACCAGAACCCAGGGAGACGCCAUGGCGACCAUGCUGGACGAGCUGCACCCCGCCACUGCUCCUCACAAGGCUUACAUCGCUUUUAGGUACGCCAGACCUCUGACGGAGGAAGCACUGGAUGAGAUGGCCAAGGAUGGCGUCACGAGAGCCGUCGCUUUCACCCAGUAUCCUCAGUAUUCCUGCUCUACAACCGGCUCCAACCUCAACGAGCUGUACAGAGAGAUUCAGCGCAGGAGAAAGGAAGGGAGACCCGAGGCUGAUAUCAAGUGGAGCGUUAUCGACCGGUGGCCCACGCACGAAGGGCUCGUCGAGGUGAGUGACGCCACAGCAGCCGCGGAACCGAGCCAUCGCGCUCAUCAUGCUCUACAUUGUGGGAUCCGCAGGCUUUCACUCAAAGAUUGAGGGACACCCUAGAGACCUACCCAGCCGAGAUUCGCCAAACGGUGCCGAUCAUGUUCUCUGCGCACUCGCUGCCCAUGCAGAUCGUUUCAGGAAGGGGCGAUCCCUAUCCCGCAGAAGUAGCAGCCACAGUCGCAGCAGUCAUGGUGCGUCUUGGUUGGUCGAACCCUUACAGGGUUACUUGGCAGUCGCAAGUUGGCCCAAGCGCCUGGCUUGGACCUCAGACCAGCGAUACUGUAAAGGGAUGGGCGAAGCAGGGUCACAAGCAUGCUGUGGCUGUGCCUAUCGCAUUCACCCAAGAUCACAUCGAGACUCUUUACGAGCUCGACAUUGAGCUGGUGGAGGAAGCGGAAGAGGUGAGACAAGCAUUCGGAAUGUUCCUGGGCAUCUGGCAAGACAUCUUCGCACGUUUGGGUGCUGACGCCUCGGCAAACGCUUCGCCUUUCCAUUCUGCCAGCACGGCAUGCAACUUAAGCGAGUCGAGUCGCUCAACGAUCACCCGCUCUUCUUGCGGGCAUUGGCGGACAUCGCAGCAGCUCACUUGCAAUCCGUCGAGGGUACCAAGGCGACGUCCGAGACUUCUUCCGUCGCUGUACACCCCUUCGCGCAGGGCAAUUGCAGCACUCAGAUGGGUCUGCGUUGCCCUGGGUGCACCAAUGCAGUGUGUGGUGAACAGAAGGCCUUCUUCAAGAGCGGUGGAGCACCACUCGAUGCUGCUGCUUGA